Messenger RNA from Pollicipes pollicipes, 6478 nucleotides. RefSeq names its product phosphatidylinositol 4-kinase alpha-like. Lineage: Eukaryota; Metazoa; Arthropoda; Thecostraca; Pollicipedomorpha; Pollicipedidae. Gene Ontology annotation, biological process: phosphatidylinositol phosphate biosynthetic process; phosphatidylinositol-mediated signaling. Gene Ontology annotation, molecular function: 1-phosphatidylinositol 4-kinase activity. The record is from RefSeq and is a predicted model, not a curated record. Gene Ontology annotation, cellular component: cytoplasm; plasma membrane.
CGUACAUGAUCGACCGAGAGGCGGCAUAUGUCCAUAGUUGGAGUUAUCGUGAACAGUGGAAGUAGUGCUAAUUAAAAGUGUUACAAAAUGCUGCGAGCAUAAUAUCGCCAACCAUGAACUACGGUCCAGCUGCAAUGGCAAACACCGUAGAUGGAGAGCGGAACUUCUUUGCGAAGGCCACACAACACUUGGCCAGGGCACUAGCAGGGCAGAAGAAUGCUAAGAUGGAUAAGGUGGCGCGCCUCAUCAGCCUGCUGCCGACGGUGCCGGCCGAGGGCCCGUUCCAAGUGGGCCGACGCGGCCAGGAGGCCGUCUGGGCGCUGGCCAUCUUCCUGCUUGAGUCGCGCCUGCAGCACCUGGACGUCAUCUUGCCGCGCCUGCUCGAGCUGCUCAGCGCCCUGCCGCGUGCCACGCGCUUCGAGGACUUCCGCAUCCACCUCUCUGACCGGCACCCUUCCAGCGAGCGGUUCGCGUUCUGCCUGGCCACGGCGCUGUCGGACGUGGCGGCGCAGCGGCCCGACAAGCGCUCGGCCAUCCUGGCCGCCCAGGUGCGCGUGUUCGCCGACUUGGUGGGCGCGGUGCGCGCGCGCCGCGACAGCCCCGACAUCGGCCCCAUGUCCGCCAGAGUGCAGCUGUGCGCGACGACGGUGCCGCUGCUGAUCGGCCUGGCGCGCGCCAUCGGCCGCUCGUCGGUGCAGGAGCCGCCGCUCUUCUUGCGUAUCUUCCCGCGCCCGGUGCCGCCGCCGGCAGCGCCGGCGCCGCCGCCCGUCGACAGCCGGCCGGCCAAGCGCUCCUUCAGCAACUUCCGCUCCAUCAUCCCACGUUCCAUGAGCAGCAACUUCCCGUCGGGCACCGACCUCAGCGUGGUGGACACGUCGCGCCCGUCGGGACGCGACCCCCGUUCCCGGCCGCCGAUGCUGGCCACACAACCGUCGGUGCCGCUGGACCCGCAGUACCAAUACUUCUGCAAGUUCGGCUCCAGCUUUCAGCCGAGCCAGCCGGCCGUGGCCGGGCAGCGCGAGUGCAAGAACCCGCUCGUGUUCUCCGUGCAGCAGCUGGAGGAAGUGCUCAGCCUGGCCAAGUACCUGCUGGUGAAGGACGUGCUGACCUUCCUAGAUGACCAAGCGACCGACGUCUUCUCGUCGGAGCCGAACGCCAUUUUCCCCUACCAGACGUUCAACGAGAUCCUGAACCUGACGAUCGCCGCCCUGUUGAGGGAGCUGCUGCAGCAUCAGACGGACCUGCCGGCGCCGUUCACCCGCGACGUGCAGGAGUUCAUCAAGGGCCUGUUCCUGUCGGGCCAGACGGAGCUGCAGAGCCGGCAGCAGGACGAGGCCGAGGCCGCCGACCGUCGACACAACUUCCAGGCCGUCAACAAGUACAAGCUCAACGUCCAGGCGAACGCCGCCUGCGUCGAGCUGCUGGUCUGGGCCGUCAAGGACGAGGCUGGGGCGGACAGCUUGUGCAGCCGGCUGACGGAGAAGCUGACCUCGGGUCACGGCCACCGGAUGGUGCUGGCCCACAUGCCGCUGCUGCUGGUCUGUCUGCAGGGCCUCGGCGAGCUGGCGCAGCGGUUCCCAGCGAUCGCCUCCAGCUGUAUCCGCUGCCUGCGAGACUUCCUGGUGCUGCCGUCGCCGAUCCUGACCCGGCUGCAUCGGCAGCAGAGUGACGUCAUCACGCCAUCGGGCCAGAGCAUCACGCUGACAGUGACGGACACGACGGCGGCGGCACGGGCCGGCCGCAGCUCCGACUCUGCCCUGGGGCAGCUGCGAGACGCCGCCAUCGAGAACCUCUGCGUGGCGCUGAAGGCGGGCCACACGUACGACGAGGUCACCAUCAAGGCGUUCGUGGCGUCCGUCUCUAACCGGCUCUUCACCGCCACGCACCGCACGAACGACUACAACCUGAUCACGUACAACCUGAUCAUGGCGCUGGGCCAUGUGGCUGUGGCGCUCAAGGACACGCCUGACACCACCUACUCGAUCCUGCAGUUCUUCAUGCAGAUCUUCUGCCGCCGACCCAGUGAGGUGGACGUGCUGAUCGUCGACCAGAUGGGCUGCAUGGUGCUCGCUCGGAGCGAGCCGCGUGUGUACGAAGAGGUGAUGAAGGUGUUCACCUUGAUCACGGUGGAGUCGAGCAGCACAGCGUAUUCAGAUCAGUCAACCGGCGAUGACCGCGGCAAAGACUACAGGCACGUCUCCCAGCCGGUGAUCAACGCGCUGGCCAACAUCGCGGCCCAGCUGCAGGGUGAGGCUGAGCUGCACGACCUGCUGGUCAGACUCCUGGAGUUGUUCGUCCAGCUGGGCCUGGAGGCCAAGCGCGUCUCUGAGAAGGCCAUGGGCUCGCAGAAGGCGUCCAGCUCGGCCGGCAACCUGGGCGUGCUGAUCCCGGUGCUGGCCACGCUGGUGCGCCGCCUGCCGCCCAUCCGCAGCCCGCGGCCGCGCUUGCACAAGCUCUUCCGCGACUUCUGGCUCUACUCGGUCGUCAUGGGCUUCACCGUGCAGGACUCGGGCAUCUGGCCGGUGGAGUGGUACGAGGGCGUCAAGGAGAUGGCUAUCAAGUCGCCGCUGCUCAUCAGCUCGCAGACGUCGCUGGCCUCCGAGAUGCGCGAGCUGCAGCACACCUCCGCGCUGCGUAACGACGCCGUCUCGCUGACGGAGCUGCAGGAGCUGAAGAUGCAGAUCCUCAACUACCUGGAGCACCCGGCCGAUGUGACGGCCGUCAUACACAAGCUCUCGUUCGCCCAGUGUACCUACCUGCUGUCCGUCUACAAGCUGGAGAUGCUCAGGGUGCAGAACCAGGAGGACACGAGCUUCCACGCCAUGUUUGAGUACCUGAACGACCCGGCCAUCCAGAGGGACAAAUACAACAUGUGGCAGUGUAUGAACAGCGUCGGCGAACGGGUCUUCUCCAGCUUCCUGGACGUGAUGAACGACAAGCCGAAGAACUGCGCGCGUGAGCAGGAGCUGGCGCGGCACGCCCAGUUCCUGCUGGUCCACUUCAACAGCCCACACAAACAGAUCCGUCGCGUGGCCGACAAGUUCCUCUCCCAGAUGGUGGACAGGUUCCCGCACAUCCUCUGGAACGCGACCGUGCUCACCACCAUGCUGGACAUCCUGCAAGUGCUGAGCGAGUCGCUGCAGCAGAAUCCGAACGAGGCGUCGCCGGACCUGCGCGUGCCCGGCGCCCCCUACCGGCUGGUGCUGCAGGAGACGCGCGAGGCGCGAGAGACGACGGUGAAGGACUUCGCCGCGCGCUGCCAGGGCAUCAUCGAGGAGGCCAUGAAGUGGGCGCCCGCUACGACCCGCUCGCACCUGGUCGAGUACCUGCGGCGGCCGGCCGGCGGCCACCACGCCGGCCUAGCGUUGGCGCUCGAGUCGGGUCUGCAGUUCGCCGGCCUCUGCCCGCAGGCCGCCCCGCUCGCCGCGGCCACGCUGGCCAAACUGCCCGACUGCGUGAAGAACAACAGCUCGGAGCUGGUGGCGGCCGUGGCCUGGCAGCGGCGCGACGAUGCGCAGCAUGCGCGCGCCCUGCUGCGCGUCACAGCGCUGCUCAUCGACACGCCCGGUCUGGACCGCGAGCUGCUGCACCUGGUGGCCUGGUCACCGGCGUUCGUGUUCACCGAGUCAUCGAUGCGCGCCGGCAUUCAGUGCUGGGAGUGGGUGCUGUCGGCGCGCGUCGACCUGGAGAUCAGCUUCCUCAGAGAGAUGUGUGCCGCAUGGCAGUACACGAUAGACAAGCGUCUGGGCCUAUUUAGUGAGCAGGAGCCGGAGGUGAACCCGCUGGCCGUGUACGAAGGCUGCUCCAUUGAGGCCCGGCCGCCCUACGUGGUGCCCCACCACCUCUGGGUCCAGUUUCUGCUGGAGCGGGUGGAGAUCGCGCGCUACCGCAGCCAGGACCAGGUGGAGCUGCUCUGUAACCUGCUGCACGGCACGCUGUCGCUCUCCGUGGGCGACCAGCAGAGCUUCAUCACUCGCCACGUGGCGGCCGUGGGCACGCGCGUCCGCCUGCUCACGUGCGGCCUCAUCCUGCUGCAGGCCGACCUGCUGCCAAAGACCCAGGGCAAGGGGGCGCUGCGGGAGCGGAUCUAUUACGCGUGCCUGGACUACUUCUGCGGCCAGCCGCGCUUCCCCUCGCCGGAGCAGUCGGCCGGCACGCUGCGUGAGGACAUCACCGUGCUCAUCCGCUUCUGGCAGAACAUGCACUCGGAUAAGAAGUACCUCAAGACCAGCAUGAUCGGCGACUUCAGCGAGUGGAACAUCAUGGGCACGCGCGAGGUGGCCUCGUCGCGGCCGCCGGCCAGCGAGUUCAACCCGUCUGUGACGGGCUGGUUCAACACCGUGCCGCUGACGUCCAACAGCUCGACGCUGUCGCGCCGCUCCGCCAAGAACCGGCUCACCAACCCGGACGUCUACGUCAAGGACUACAUCAAGAAGCGCAACCUCAUCCUGGCGCUGCUGUCGGCGGAGAUCGAGCGCCUGCUCACCUGGCACAACCCGCAGAACCGAGCCGAGCUGCACAUCGCCGGCGAGGAGCACAUGGCCACGUGGCGCGCACAGCCCGUUAGCGAGAAACAGUGGCGCGACCACAUCCGACUGGCCUGGGACAUCAGCCCGCCGCUGGCCGUCAUGCUGCCGGAGCGGUUCAAAGAGGAGGUGAUUCGACGGGAGGUGAGCCGGCUGGUGCGCAGCCGACCGCAGGCCGUCUGCCACAUCUCUGAGGCGCUGCAGUACCUCACCACGCCCGAGCACAUCGUCAACGACAUCAUCGAGUUGUCGCACGCGCUUACCUGGGCCAAGCAGCCGCCGGUGUCGGCGCUGGCCUUCUUCUCGCGCCAGUACCCGCCGCACCCGAUCACGGCCCAGUACGCCGUGCGCGUGCUCAGCUCCUACCCGUCCGACACGGUGCUCUUCUACAUUCCGCAGCUGGUGCAGGCCGUGCGCUACGACACGCUCAAAUGACCUCCACCUCCAGAUGGCUUCAUCACAGAGUUCAUCAACCGCGCGUGCGCCAAGUCACAGAUCCUGGCGCACCACGUGAUCUGGAACAUCGAGACCAACAAGUUCCGCGAUGAGGAGGGCCAGGUCAAGGACGCGGACCUGUACGACACCCUGGAGAACAUCCGGAACGCCAUCGUCUCGUCACUGUCUGGGCCGGCCAAGGCGUUCUACGAGCGCGAGUUCAGCUUCUUCCAGAAGAUCACCAAUGUGUCGGCUCAGAUCAAGCCGUUCCCGAAAGGUCCUGCUCGCAAGGAGGCCUGUCUGAAGGAGCUGCGCAAGAUCGAGGCUCAGCCCGGGUGCUACCUGCCGCCUAUCCCCGACUGCCGGGUGCUCGCCAUCGACUACAACAGCGGCACGCCCAUGCAGAGGUCAGGGGUCAGGCGCCCCUACCUGGCCCGGUUCCGCGUGGAGAGGUGCGGCAUCAACGAGCUGGAGCAGCAGGCCAUGCUGAUCGGGGAGCCGGCCGAGCGGCGGCCCUCCAUGGGACCCGAGAAGUGGCAGGCCGCCAUAUUCAAGGUGGGCGACGACGUGCGUCAGGACAUGCUGGCGCUGCAGGUGAUCGAGCUGUUCCAGAACAUCUUCCAGCAGGCCGGCCUGGACCUGUUCCUCUACCCGUACCGGGUGGUGGCCACAUCGCCCGGCUGCGGCGUCAUUCAGUGUGUGCCCAAGGCCAAGUCCAGGAGCGACCUGGGCAAGGAGACUGACUUCGGGCUGUUCGAGUACUUCCUCACGACGUACGGCCACGCGUCCAGUGCCAAGUUCCAGGACGCCCGGCGGAACUUCGUCAAGUCCAUGGCGGCCUACUCGCUGGCACUGUUCCUGCUGCAGAUCAAGGACCGGCACAAUGGCAACAUCAUGAUCGACGAGGCCGGCCACAUCGUGCACAUCGACUUCGGCUUCAUGUUCGAGUCGUCGCCGGGCGGCAACAUCGGCUUCGAGCCGGACAUCAAGCUGACGGCCGAGAUGGUGAUGGUGCUGGGCGGCCGGCUGGACGCCGAGCCCUUCAAGUGGUUCAUGGAGCUGUGCCUGCAGGGAUACCUGGCCAUCAGGCCUUACUGCGAGGCCAUCAUCUCGCUGGUGUCCCUGAUGCUGGACACCGGGCUGCCCUGCUUCCGCGGUCAGACCAUCAAGCUGCUGCGGGCCAGGUUCGCCACCACCUGCAGUGAGAAGGAUGCGGCCGCCUACAUGACCAAGGUCAUCAACAACUCGUGCCUCAGCUUCCGCAGCAGGACGUACGACAUGCUGCAGUACUACCAGAACCAGAUCCCCUACUAAAGGGAUGCUGUGCUACCAGAACCGGAUCCCGUGUGAGGGGGACGACUCGCCACCGGCACCGGAUCCACACUGUGGUGGUGCUAUGCUGUAGAGCUAGUCCUUCCGAGCAGGCCGCAGCACUGCCUCGACCGUAUCCCGUGGCCGUGGUCUGGCUCCGCCCGCGUCCGGCUGGCGGCCGCGGCGUGCGGCACCUGCCAGCCACG